UUCAUUCUUUAAGUAUUGAAUAGAACGAUAGUGUCGCUGUCAGGAGUUCAACAAAUUAUUUCAGGAAGUCAGCUGUCUGCUUUGGAGAAGGAACAGAAUCUCACUUCCUGAUAAUCAAAACCUCCGUGUAACCACACAAACUACCACAAUGAGUGCACGCAAGCGACAAGCCAGAUCAGCAGAAACUGAUAGAAGGAAUAGAUCGCGCAAUUCAACAAAAUCACCUUGGGAAAUGAUUCUGAAGUACGAUAGGCAGUGUACAAAAGCAUUCGGCCUUUGUGCGACACAGAACUCGGCCUUAGGUCAACUUCGACCCUUGAUGAAAGUUUUAGAGAUCAGCUGUCACGGCGUGCCAUGGUUGAUUGGGACAGUAAUUUGGUUUGUCUGUGUCCACAAACCGGAAGAUGUUGAACUUUCAGUUAACCUGUUUCUAGCACUCAUCUUUGACCUGGUGAUUGUGGCAUUGUUGAAGAUGCUGGUUCAACGUCCACGUCCCUCCAACAAUCAGAUGGACAUGUUCGCCACCGUUUCCAUCGACAACUACUCCUUCCCCUCUGGUCACACGACUAGAGCGGCCAUGCUUGCGUGUUUCUACAUCGAGCGUGUGUUGAUCAACCAGCUCCCAAUGACCCUGAUCGUGACGUGGUCUGCGUGUGUAAGUCUAUCGCGUGUGAUGCUAGGACGUCAUUAUGUCUUAGAUGUACUCAGUGGAUGUCUGAUAGGUGUUCUGGAGUAUACAGCCUACUCCCAGUUCUGGAUUCCGCAGGACAAGUGCUUGCUGUGGCUGGAACCCUAUUUCGGUCAUGUUCAUUUGUGAAUAGAACUUUAUAUUUACAUGGUAUAGCAUGACCCGUGAAGAUCCAGGUUAGAACUGAUCUUCAGCAGCCAAUACUAUGAUAAGAAGACCAACGGGAUCGAGUGGUUAGGCUCACUGCCUUGGUUGACAUGUGUCAUUGUAUCCUAAUUUAGGAUCGAUGCUCAUGAUGUUAAUCACUGGAUUGUCUUGCGAGACUCAAUAAUUUACAAGCUGGAAUUUUGUCGAGUUUAGUUUUUAACAUCCAAACAAAACUUGUACAACAUUUACAUUAUACAACAUGUCCAUCAUACAACACAUGUGUGUUGAUUAUAUUUUUUCCGUCGCACAGAUAACCCAUACCAUACCAGAUGCCAGUAAGUUUUCUGCAUGGCUGUUGAAUGGGGGUGAUACAGUGUACCGCAGUAUAAGUAGAACUGCAGUAUUUUGCCUUCAGUUCGAUAUACUGUAAUUCAGUCAAAAAAAUUGGUAUUUUCGGUUUUCAUACUGUCAUUUUAUCAGCCUUUAAAAAGGUUAAUGGAAACCUUUAUAACCCUUUUCUACAAUGUCUAGAAAUCAAAUCAUUUUGUCAAAAUCGAUCUAGGUUUGGCUUUUGU
Messenger RNA from Haliotis rubra (blacklip abalone), 1410 nucleotides. RefSeq names its product phospholipid phosphatase 6-like. The transcript is spliced from 2 exons. Bases 149 to 817 code for a protein of 222 amino acids. Gene Ontology annotation, molecular function: sphingosine-1-phosphate phosphatase activity. NCBI's taxonomy places the organism in Eukaryota, Metazoa, Mollusca, Gastropoda, Lepetellida, Haliotidae. The record is from RefSeq and is a predicted model, not a curated record.